Aegilops tauschii subsp. strangulata is the source of this 2524-nucleotide messenger RNA. RefSeq names its product serine/threonine-protein kinase STY46. Gene Ontology annotation, biological process: protein phosphorylation. The record is from RefSeq and is a predicted model, not a curated record. Gene Ontology annotation, molecular function: protein serine/threonine kinase activity; ATP binding. Lineage: Eukaryota; Viridiplantae; Streptophyta; Magnoliopsida; Poales; Poaceae.
UUUGUCUAACUGCCGGCCGGUCGGGCGAUGCCUGGUGUCCGGCGACCUCGGGAAGCUCGUCAUCUCUGACAAUGGAAAUGGGACGAUAAGCCGUCCGAUGAGCCGGCAAGGCCACGGGUCACCUUCUUGUUCCCGCGCUCGUAGCAAAUCAACCUCUGCCGCCGCCGGAAAACAAAUCAUAAAAAAUGAGCAGGUUUUUAUCUGCUUCCCCUUCUUCUUCUCCAUUCUUCUUCCCAGUCCAAUCCAAUUCAAUCGGAGGAUUUGCUUCGCAUCGCCGGUCUAUAAAUACCCCUAACCGGCCGCGGCCGGCUCAAAGAAAGAGUUCCUGGUUCCGAUGGCCCCUCCGCCGGCGGCGCCCAUCGGGCAGUUGUUGGAGGAGGGCACGGGCGAGAGCUCGUCGCCGCCCAGGUCCUCCGCCGCCCACGACGAGCUGCGGCGUAAGAUAUACGAGCGCCUGGUGCAGGCCGGCAAGCAGGGGGACUCUGAUGAUGCAUCGUUCCGGAACAUGCUCGACGCCCAUUUCGACAAGCUGCCACCCAGGUACCUGACGGACCUGAGUGAAAGCAAGGCCGAGGAUGUGCUGCUCCACCGGGAGGUCCUCGACGAGUGCGCCCACAACGGCAACCAGCCCGUCUUCCGGGCUCGAUUCCUAAAGUGCAUGGUAGUUCAACCGGAAUGGGUGGAUACCAGUCCCGACUCUGAAACAUAUCAGAGGUUAUUGGAAGACCUCACAUUGGAGAGGAUACAUGGCACCGACACCACAGGAUCUAUGUCUUCACCGUCAAGGGAUUCAGAACCUGCCCUUCUUCAUGAGAUCAUCUUCUCCUCCCUCGACAAGCCCAAGCUCCUUAGCCGGCUAACUGCAUUGCUAUCUGAAGUUGGACUGAAUAUUCAAGAAGCUCAUGUUUACUCCACAACUGAUGGCUUUUGUUUGGAUGUUUUUGUUGUUGAUGGGUGGAAGACAGAGGAGACAGAGGCAUUGAUUGCCACAAUUGAGGAUACAUUAAUGAGAAAAAAUGGAGCACCACCUAACUCAGCAAAUGCUUCAUCCUCGGAGAAAAUACUUGAGCUACGGGAACAGCUUGUGGAUUGUGAAAUCGACUGGAACAUACUAGCAGUGGCGGAAAAGAUCACAUCUGGGUCUUCUGCAGACUUAUAUAGAGGAACACAUAGUGGUUUGGAUGUUUGUAUAAAGAUACUCAGGAGCGCACAUCACAACAGCCCUUCAGAAGUUGAGUUCUUGCAGCAGGCGCUCAUGCUAAGGAGAGUUAAGCACGAAAACAUCCUUACAUUUUAUGGGGCAUGCACAAAGCAUCGAAAGUAUUGUGCCAUUGUAACAGAAUACAUGCCUGGAGGCGAUUUAUAUGAAUUUGUACACAAGCAAAAUGAUGUUUUAGACCUCCUUCUGAUUCUAAGGAUUGCUAUGAGCAUCUCAAAAGGAAUGGAAUGUCUGCACCAGCAUAACAUAAUCCAUAGAGAUCUGAAGACUGCAAACAUUCUCAUGGGCGACAAUCAUGUUGUGAAGAUUGCAGACUUUGGUGUGGCUCGAGUUGGUAGUCAGGAGGGACAAAUGACGGCUGAAACUGGAACUUACAGAUGGAUGGCACCUGAGAUUAUUAACCAUAAGCCUUAUGAUCACAAAGCGGAUGUAUUCAGCUUUGCUAUUGUUCUAUGGGAAUUGAUUACACUAAAGGUCCCUUAUGAUAACAUGACACCCUUGCAAGCUGCAUUGGGAGUGAGGCAGGGAUUGCGUUUGGAGAUCCCGGCAGGUGUGCACCCGGGAUUGUCGAAACUGAUCGAGCAGUGCUGGGAUGAAGAUCCUGAUAUAAGACCUGUUUUUGCGGAGAUCAUUGUACAACUUGAGGACAUCUUACAGGAAAUUCAGGUGCCCAAGGGGGGCCAUCGACGUUCUAGAGCGAAAAUGCAAAAGAAAUCGCCACGAUAGAAGAAAGAAAAGAAAAGAAAAGAAUAGAAAAACGAUGUGUGCAUCAAAAGUGAUGCAAAGGCCGGGGUCAACCACCUCUUCGGAAAAAAAAGGGAAAAAAUACAAAAAUAAUUUUUUCGACUCAAGGAGCAUCGCUCCGAAUUUAAAUUGCUGAAAAUGUGAUAAAACACCCACAACCAUGCCAAAGGGUUUCACCUCCCCUUUACGGCAUGUUCAGUUUAGCAGGGAUCUGCAAGGAUCAAAGGGCAUUGACAGGGAACUGGGAUAAAUCCCUGCUGAUAACCUGCCAAACCGAACAGGCCCUUGAGAGGUUUCCAUCCUUGCACCAUAGCUGUAUCAGAAAGCUGAAGCUAGAAAGAUUACCUGGUAGCUUGUGCAGUCUCCCCAAUUCCAACAGGACGCCGACAUGCCGUUGCGUGUGAUAGGGUUAGAAUGUCCUCUCGUUUCUCUUUGUAUGUGUUUGUAGCAGCGUUUGUAACAGUUUCUUGCAGCUCCUUUUUCCAUUUGAAGAGAUGUAUAUGUAUAGACUGUAUAUGCUGAGGUGAAGAAAGCAUCAAUUGCAACAUUUUUGGGAUGGAA